Myotis daubentonii (Daubenton's bat) is the source of this 546-nucleotide messenger RNA. Its product is annotated as zinc finger protein 547-like. Lineage: Eukaryota; Metazoa; Chordata; Mammalia; Chiroptera; Vespertilionidae. Gene Ontology annotation, biological process: regulation of DNA-templated transcription. The record is from RefSeq and is a predicted model, not a curated record.
UUUGGCUGCUUCGGUAGGGCGGGACCGUAAUCUUUGUGGCCCGAUUUCUCAGAUUUUUGUCCCAGGCGGUGAGGUUUUCCGUGUCCGCACUCUCGUGGAGAAGGCCGGAGAGUGGUGUUCCCAGCGACACAACCAAUGGUGGGAGCCGCCAGUGGUGCUCACAGCUCCCACGUGGGAAUGACGCUCGGAGUCGCCACAGGAACCCACGCCAGGGCCGGGACAGGGACCGCCAUUCCUGCAGCGGCUUCUACUCCCGCCCCGCUCAGCCCACAGAGUGCAAUGGCGGCGCCCCCGCUGAGGAGACGAGCUGAGGUUGGCGUGACCUUUGAGGACAUUGCCCUGUACUUCUCCAGGGAGGAAUGGAGCCUCCUUGAUGAGGGUCAGAGACAGCUGUACCUGAAUGUGAUGCUGGAGAACUUUGAACUUCUGUCCUCCCUGGGUAAGACCCUCGCUGUCACCAGUGACCUGGACUUGGCUUUGCCAUUUCCCAGGCCCUAUCCCCCAGGGUGUGCUGUGUCCUCCCAUGUAGACUGUGGUACUGAUUGA